Molecule: messenger RNA, 5645 nt
Organism: Oncorhynchus keta (chum salmon)
Lineage: Eukaryota; Metazoa; Chordata; Actinopteri; Salmoniformes; Salmonidae
Product: photoreceptor ankyrin repeat protein-like
Exons: 6
Coding region: 566-1951 (461 amino acids)
Molecular function (GO): protein binding
Source: RefSeq, a predicted model, not a curated record
AGCAGUCCCUCCUGCUCAGCUUCUAGCCAGCCUGUCAGGUGAAAUGCUCUCCUUCCACUGUUUCUUUCCUUCUAAUCCUCCUGUAAAUCUCCUGUAAUCGGGCGAGAGCAUGCUGCCUCCUGACAAACUUACAGCUACAGGCUGCCUGCUGCCUGACUUUGUGUUCAUUGUCUAUGUAAAGACCUGGGAGGAGGAUGGUGUGGCGGUGGUGAUCUAUCGGACAGCCUAGGCACACUGUAAGGAGGGGGUUAGAGCACUUUAGCUGGAGCAGCACGGGUCUGUUGUUGCUGGUACUUAGCCAGACAAACCCAGAGGAACAGAGGAAGAGGGGAUGCAUAUGCUGUAUUGUCCCAGGAAGACGGAGAAAGGGAGUAAACAGAGGGAGAGAGAAGAGGACAAUACCCGCCAUUGGAUAGACAACCAUUUUAUGGGAGCAGUUGUGAUGUGGUAAUCAUCAGCAGGGUCCAGGCAGGGUCCUCUCCACAUCUCAUCCUCCCGUGGGCAGAGGAGGCCUCUUGGUCGGGUGUGAUCCCCUCCUCUCGGUGGUCCACCUGGUGGUCCAGUGAUGGCUCAUGCACGAGAUGAUCCCCAACUAGGCGCUGGCCCGUCCGAGGAUUCUGAACUCUCUGAGAAUGAGUCCGAAACGGCGAGCUUGGUGUCGGAGGACUCUGUCAUGCCAGACUAUGAGAUGGUGCGGGGUAGUGGAGGCACCACCUCUACGCUGUACGAGGCCUGUAACAGGAACGAGGCGAUGACGCUACAGAGGGUCCUGGAGAGGGGGGUUACUAAGGAAGAGGUUAUGGAGCUGGACAUCAAUGGCAUGAAUGGUCUGAUGCUUGCUGUCUCCAGAGGCUAUGUGGACAUGGUCUACGGUCUACACACGUGUCCACUGAUCGACAUUAACCAUCAGGACAACGAAGGCAACACAGCACUGAUGAUCGCUGCCCAGGCCGGCUACAUCUCCAUUCUAAACUUCAUCCUGAACUACUACCCUAAGAUAGACCUGGAGGUGAGGGACACCCGGGGCUUCACUGCCCUCAUCAAGGCAGCCAUGCAAGGCAGGGUAGACUGUGUGUCUUCCCUCCUCAUGGCCGGUGCAGAUAUCAACGUAGUGGAUGAGGUCCGGGGGAAAAGCAUCAUGGACUGGGCCCUGAAGACGGGUCGCUUCGAGGUCCUGCAGCGUCUCCGUUUUCUCCAGGCGCACCCCAUCGCCGAGCAGUUCUGCGACAGCUACGUGAUAGAGUGGCCCGAGCUGAAGGAGCUGGUUGCCAAAGCCAUGAUCCCCAAAACACUGACUCAACGUCUGAAGGACAGCCUGACCAUUAGCUUACCCAGGGACCCUCAGGACAACGGAGUGAUGGACCACCUGGUGAAGAUGACCACAUCCAUCCACAGCCCUCUAGUCUCCACUGGCUGCCGGCCCCUCUGCCCCACAAGCCCCCCCGAGCUCGGGAAGAGGCGCCUGGCCGUGCCGGAGCUGAUGGAGAAGCACAGCAGUAAGGACCUGGAGGAAAGCUCUGUGUGUCAUAGUAACGGUGUGAAAUGUUCCUUCAAGCCUGCGCCAGCGUCGUCGAGCCCCUUCUCACUCGCCAACUGCUGCUCGAACGCGGAGUGGAGGGAUAGUAUUCUCUCGAUGGCUGCCAGCGGCGUCCGGAACUUCAUUCCUUGUUCCAUUGCCCACCGGAACUCUGUAUUCCCGUCUGGUUGCAUCCCCAAGAUCACCUUCACCAAGUCUCAAGACAAAACACCCAAGAAGGCGAAGAAGGCGAAGAGACACAAGGGUCACCUGGAGCCUCCAGUCUGGAAGUACAAGGCGGAGAAGCAGGAGAAGAAAAAGGAAAAGGAAAAGUUGGAGGAAGAGAAGCAAGCGCAAGAGAAGGCACUUAAGAAAGCUAAGAAGAAGGCAGCCAAGGUGGCGGCCAAGUCAAAGGAGCCUGCCAAGGCAAGUUAAACUGCUGUCUGUAAAGUGCCACAGAGUGGGAGCACAGAACUCUGGGAAAAUAGAGCGACCUCUGUGCUGUCAUCAGACAGAAGAGGAAGUGAGACACCCCACUCGCAGUUUUGUUUACUGAUUGAAUGAAAGUCAAUGAACUGAGUAGACCAGACCCAGCUGCUAUUGCAUUGGUGUCCAUGGGAGACCCACCCCUGUUAAGUAGACCAUUUUUUUCAAUGAUAAAUGGCCUGAGAGAACUAUCUUGAUUUAUCCACCAUCUUUGCUGUCAUCUGCUACUAACUGCAUUGUAUCCACUGUGAUGAUGUCAUAUAAGACGGACAAGGGGACAGCUCCCCUGUGGUGGCACCUGCCUGGGGUCAUCAUGGAGGCUCAGUUGCAGCCCUACCUUGGGGCCUCCAAUAACAUGGGUGGAAACUAGCAUCUAAGCCGGACUAAGUCUAAUGGAUUGACUGUUGUUUUUCCUCUCUGCUGGGAUAUGUGGCUGUAAAGACUGCAAUGGCCUGGACAUUCCUAGACAUUAUUAUGUGGAAUUCUAUUUUUCUGUUUUAAAUUAUUUUGUUGAUUUAUUUAUUUUAGUUCAGUUGUUAAAAAUAUCAGUAGAGUUUGUUUGGUCUUCCAUGUUCAUAACUAACCAAUCGAAACUGUGAGGGAACCAGAGCCAUAGCAAAGAAAUCUCUAGUUUCUGAUAAGCAAGGUACUUCCUGAAAAAGAAACAGGACAUUAACAUGAGUUAGGCAAAUGAUUAGGGAGGAUUAUGAACAGGGUUUCAGAGUUGCCUGUUUGAUAAACCUCAUGGUCAGAUAUAGCACAACCAGACCUGGGGUCAAAUACAAUUUAAAAGCAUUUCAAAUGUUUCAGCUGUGCUUGAGAGAGCUUGCCUGUUGAUAUGGAAACAAUAUAAAAGUCCCAAAAGUGCAAACCACACCCAACUGGCACUCCAGGCAAGCUAAAGCAAACACUGAAUGUUUUUGUAAGAUUUUGAAUAGUAUUUGAACCCAGGUCUGACCACAACGCACGUCUGAGUUCCAAUCUGCUCUGUGCUUUGUUUUCCUAUGUACUCCAAUUAGCAGUCUUCCGAAAGAAGUAGAUUUUUUACUGUUACCGGUGAGAGGACUUUUAUCAAGAGUAGGAAUAUAAUAUCAGGGAUCCCCUCAGUUUUGAUGAGGCUCAGGUAUUUAAAGAUAAACCUGAGUGGCGUAUUAUUAUGCUGCACAAACCUGAUCAGUUACAAGAAAUUGUUUGUUGAUCCAGUUCACAAGUUGUGAUGGAGCUGAAAUUUGAAGUAUGUUAUUCAGUAGGAAUCAGCUUCUGUCCUAAUAGUAUGUGAUGGUUCUUUUUAAAUAACAUCAUCAUCCUCGUCAAGGAUCCAGAAAAUCGUAUGUGUAGUGGCUUUUGCCAGUCAAAAACCAUUGAUGUGUCAGAUACGGCUCCUACAAUAUUCUAUUACAAAACCAAACAUUAAAACGUUUAAAAACACAACAUCCAUGUGACUUAGUGAUGAUCCUUCUUCCCCCUAUAUCCGAUAGAUUUAGCAGCUUUGGCUAUAGGCUAAGCUGGGUUAGUGUGUGAGCUCAGUGAGCUUGUUAACUGGUGCUAUUAUAGUCACAGUCAGAUCAGACAAUAACCAUGUAGCCUAACCAUAGAUACGUAUGUAACCAUGGGGUGUAACCAUACAACCUAACCAUAGAUACAUCUGUAACCAUGGGGUGUAACCAUACAACAUAAUCAUAGAUACGUCUGUAACCAUGUGGUGUAACCAUACAACAUAAUCAUAGAUACGUCUGUAACCAUGGGGCGUAACCAUACAGCCUGACUAUAGUCAGUACUUUCAGUACUUUCAGAAAGUAUUCACACCCCUUGAAUUUGUCCACAUUUUUUGUGCUACAAAGUGGGAUUCAACUGGAUUUAAUAGUACAUUUUUUUGUCAACGAUCUACACAAAGUUUUCUCAUAUCAGCCAUUUAACUCUGUAACUCGUUUAAAAUCCCCAUUGGCCUCAUGGUGAACUCCUUGAGCGGUUUCCUUCCUCUCUGGCAACUGAGUUAGGAAGGACGCCUGUAUCUUUGUGACUGGAUGUAUUGAUACACCAUCCAAAGUGCUACCAUGCUCAAAGGGAUAUUCAGAGUUGGCUUUUUUUUACCCAUCUACUACAGAGCCUAAAUAUAGAUACAUCUGUAACCAUAGUGAGUAACCCUACAGCCUAAAUAUAGAUACAUCUGUAACCAUGGGGAGUAACCAUACAGCCUAAAUAUAGAUACAUCUGUAACCAUGGGGCAUAACCACACAGCCUAAAUAUAGAUACAUCUGUAACCAUGGGGCUUAACCAUACAGCCUAAAUAUAUAUACUGUACAUCUGUAACCAUGGGGCGUAACCAUACAGCCUAAAUAUAUAUACUGUACAUCUGUAACCAUGGGGCGUAACCAUACAGCCUAAAUAUAUAUACUGUACAUCUGUAACCAUGGGGCGUAACCAUAAAGACUAACAAUACGUCUGUAACCAUAGCGACUAACUAUAGAUAUGCAUGUAACCAUGGGGCGUAACCACACAACCUAACCAUAGGUAGCGGCAUAACCCAAAGGAUGCAAUACAUGGGAGGGGUAAUGUCCACUCGGCCAGUAAUCCUCCAAGUCAUUGUGCAGAUCUCUUUUGUACUUAAAACUUAAUGGGGCUUUUUUGUAUUUUACCCCCUUUUUUCUCUCCAAUUUCAUGAUUUCAAUCUUGUCUCAUCGCUGCAACUCCCCAAUGGGGUCGGGAGAGGGUCGAGUCAUGCGUCCUCUGAAACAUGACCCGUCUAACCGCGCUUCUUAACACCCGCACACUUAACCCGGAAGCCAGCUGCACCAAUGUGUCGGAGGAAACACCCCAAGUACAUCCCCCCCCCCGGCCAAACCAUCCACUAACCCGGAUGACACUGGGCCAAUUGUGCGUCACCCUAUGGGACUCCCGGUCGGUUGUGACACAGCCUGGGAUCGAACGCAGGUCUGUAGUGACGCUCCAAGCAUUGCAGUGCUCUUAGACCGCUAUCUCCAGACCAUAAAUAUCAGUCUAUAAAUAAACAAACAAGAUCCAUUUGGAAAAACAAACAGACAAAUAGGUAGGAGGAAUAAGAUUCAAACUAAAGCAAUCAUUUUUAAAUUUACAAAAGACACUCAUCAACUUUUCAUGUCAGUAGAUCAACCUACCAAGAUAGAACCAAUGAAACUUUCUCAAUGUAUCUCUACAAUAUUUGUCUCAGUUCCCCUUUGCAGUUGGGGAACUAGUCAAUAUACAGUCUACAUCAAAAUAAAAGCCCUAAGGAGGUCAGAGAGAGACCAUAGUAGCACCUUUUACUAAAGACUGAGUCUGCCUCCAAAAUGGCAACCUAUUCCCCAUGUAGUGCACGAAUUCUGACCAGAGCCCUAUGGGCCCUGUUCAAUAGGGAAUAGGGUAGCAUUUGUGACUGGGAGUCCUCAGACAGGAGAUACAUACUGUAUAUCACAGACUGUUUAUGCUUUUCCAUGAUGACUCAUGUUUUCUAUAACUUAGAAAAAUGGCUGCACGGCACAUUAUGUUACUGUACAAAUGCACAUUUAUGUUUCACAGGUAUUUUCAUUCAGGAUGUGCUCUACUUUAAAAUUUGAAAAGUGCUCAACUUCUUGUAGAAGCAGACAUUGCCUGACUCUCUAUUCUAUUGAAUAAAAUCCUAAAUAGG